AUGAAUUUCUUGCCAGCUUUAUUAUUCGUGCUUGCCUUUGGAACAACUUCUGCUCAAUUCUAUGGAGGUAUGCCAUAUGGAGGAUACGGUUAUGGCGGAUACCCACCACCAAUGUACGGUGGAUACGGUGGUGGAUAUGGAUACAGGCCGUAUGGAUACGGAGGCUAUGGAUCACCAUAUGGUGGAUAUGGAGGCUAUGGGUAUCGUCCAAAUCCAGUUGGAGGAAUGCUCCGAGGAGCAUUGUUGGGAGCUGCAAUGGGUGCGAUGAUUGGAAAGAAGUAA
Caenorhabditis briggsae is the source of this 282-nucleotide messenger RNA. NCBI's taxonomy places the organism in Eukaryota, Metazoa, Nematoda, Chromadorea, Rhabditida, Rhabditidae. The transcript has 2 exons. Bases 1 to 282 code for a protein of 93 amino acids. The record is from RefSeq and is a predicted model, not a curated record.